Messenger RNA from Lolium perenne, 5797 nucleotides. RefSeq lists its product as uncharacterized. Gene Ontology annotation, cellular component: intracellular membrane-bounded organelle. The record is from RefSeq and is a predicted model, not a curated record. NCBI's taxonomy places the organism in Eukaryota, Viridiplantae, Streptophyta, Magnoliopsida, Poales, Poaceae.
CAUUUACUGAUUAACAUGGGAGGGCACAGCUUUUGACAUGUUUCAGCAUCUGUGAAUGCUUAAGUGAAACUAGUAUUGUGCUCCAUCACAUCAGGUCAUGUCUGCUUAAACUUCACAUAGCCCUCCAACUGGCUCCAACAGUCCGUGCAAAAGUUAUGUUUAGUAUUGAUUGCGCAGAUAGAAUAUGUGAGCUAGCUGCAGUUACAUAUUUGUUUCAUUGCUGAUUUCUUGAGAAUGAAAACAAAGUUGGAGAAUAAUGAGUCAUGAUACACGUUCUCGAAUGUGAAUUACUGAAUAUACGGAAAACAAAGACCCCUAUUGGUGUCUCCAAUGUCGUAAUCAACUACUCAUGUGUCCUGUAUGAAUGCUUGCAGCCAUGUUUUGAUUGAGCACCAUAGUUUCUGUUCAUGUCUAUUUCAUAUUUUCAUGAGUGCUGCACACUUAAUUGUGUUGUGUGCUUAAAUCAGGUUGCUUUUACAUUGCCUGCCAUUGUAAACUUUCUUGUCUGAAAGAAUGAGCUAGUCUGUAUUCUACAUUUCUGUACUUAAACAUGUCUGAGUGUUAAUCAACUCCUUUAAAAUGAUAUAUGUAUCUACUUGCAUAAGCUUUGUCAUACAAGUGAUAUUGGUAUCAAAUUGUUGUCUUGUGUCCUUCCCAUAAAAUUGUCUAUUGUCUUUAGGUUUUGAUGGCUCAAUAGAAUAAUCCAAACAAAAGGUUAGUAUGUGUCUAUUGUCUGGAUGUUUUGCCCUCUGUUUAUGGAAAAUUCAUAGAUGAAACUGGUAGUUCAUCACUUCAUCAUAUAUCUGGUAACUUAGGCUGCCAAGUCUUUCUCCUAAAUUAUUACAUUGAUAAAGAUUAAAAGUAGAGUAUGAUGUAUUUGUUCAUGAUAUCCUCAUUCUGAUGUACAUCGCUGGAAUCUGAUAGUGAUCGAUGACCAUUUAAAUGAAUGUAUAAGAUUUAUUUGUGUGGCCAUAUGUAUGAAUGCAACCAUUUUUCUAGUGAUGACUGUAGUUUUAUGCCCAUGUCUAUCAGCACUAAUCCUAUGCAGCUGCUUUAUUUUUUAUUUCCUUAUAUCAGAUCAGUUUUACUUUGCAUGCUAUUAUAAACUUUCUUGAGUGAAAGGGUGAAAUAAAUAAACAUUUAGUUACUAGAGUGUAGUGAAAUUAUUUAACUGCCAGGAGACUACGGUAGUGUGUCAUUUCAUACCUUAGUUCCUGCAUAAGGAUUCUGGUAUAGAUACCACUAGGGCUUGGGCAAAUGUUUCAUUGGCGUGCUACAAGCUGCAAACGAUCACCAGUUGUUUCUUUUGUUUGAACUGGAUGAUACCAAUAAAAAAACUAUUUGAACUGGAUGGUACUGAUAUAUUUUUCAACUCAGAGAUAAUGCUGCUGGACUUGACUUUUUUCUGUGUUUACAUCCCUUUUUGACUUUUUUAUUAUUAUGGAUUUAUGCUACAAUUAAUAUUGCGCCUACACAAGAAAUACGGUAGUACCAUUUGGAUUAGGUUCGUAAGAUUUUGCAAGUUACACAGGGCGCAGUGUAUUGACAAAACCAUGUUACUAUAUCUUGCCUCUUCUGCUUUCUGAAGUGCACAUGGGGUGCAUAUCGCGUGGUUGGGAUUUUAUCGUUUAAAAUCUUGUUUACUGUUGACUUGAAGGCUGUGGAGCAUGUGGUUGAUCCAGCGCUUCUCCCAAUCCUACCAUGGAGAACGGGAUCGGAUCAUCUCAGUAUCUUCUCUCCAGAAUACUCUACUGUAUAUCCACAUCUGUUCAGGUCCAUAAACUGGUAUGAGGUUAACUGGCUGCUCACAAGUUCCAGUCUUAAUUGAGAUCACUAACCGAGCAGCUCUCUACAAUCAAGUGCAGAUUUGAGUUUCGCUUCGGGAUUCAGGAGCCGGCGGUCGAUAUGGCCUCAAUUGCGCAGUUUAUUGCUGUGAUCCUGCUACAUCUCUGCAUCGCGUCCUCCUUACAGUUCGAUCCAUUACGCCUAAGCGAGGAAGAGCACGACUACCUCCGCUUCGCUGACGUCAGACGCCAUUGCCAGUCCGUGCUCUCCUCAGCCACCAAGCUACCCUACAACACCAACCGCCCCAACAACAUGAAGAACCAGCUAUCCUUCGAGAAGGGUGACUGGGGCCAGGACGCCGGCAAAGCGCCUUUGGUCCCAUUCGAUGGUGGCGAGGCGCCGAAGAAGGGCGCUCAACGGUUGCCUGAUCCGCUGUCCCUCGCAACAUUCGUGCUCACGCAUGUUGAGGGCGACUCGGAGGACCGUGCAAGGGCAGCAGCCGUCAAUGUCAGCGGCGUCCUCGUCCUUACCGUCGCCUGGAAGAACGAAGUGCCGGACUUGGGGCCCCACAUAUCGGUCGUGUCUCCAGGGUUCAACCUUUCGGCCGGGAGCACCAGGCUCCAGAUUAUAUUUGAAGGCGUGUACACGGAGACUGCAAAGGGCAGUAACGGUGAUGAUGCCGGCGAGCGGGUGCUCUGCAUGGUCGGGAGAGCUGUUCUGCCGAAGCGCAGCACCCAUGGCGUUGACCCGUGGGACUGGGCCAAGAACUCCGGCCGGAGGAGCUUCCAGCCGCCGGUCACCGCUGACAACAACAUACUGCUCGUGCUAAGGUAUCCGAAGAAGCUGACACUGACAACCCGAGCGGUGUUCGGCAAGAUGGAGAGCACGAGCUCCGUGUCGGCUGACUCCUACUUCGACACCGUGCAGCUCAUAUCAGCGCUCAUGUCGUGCUGCCCGUACCAUUUUCGACCCGAAGAACUCGCCGCCGGAGUGGGUGACGCGCUCUCUGCGGGCGGUGCGGACAACGUGGUGUCCAACCGUGCAAGGGAUGCAUACAAGGCAACCUAUCCGUGCGAAGCUCUUAACCGCCACGCGUUCAGUGGACAAGACAUCACCGUGCUCCCCGGAUGGCACUGCAACUCCACAGCGGGCGCGUCGUGCCACGGCAUCGGGCCAUUCGAGAUGGACCGGGCAGAAGAUGCUGAUGUGCUCGCCGGGGUUCGCAUCAUAAUGCAGGACCUCCAGUGCAUGGAGCAGCAGGGCUACGGCAUGGGCGGCGCGGCUGGCACCGCGAUGGUUUCGGUGGUGUUCCGCGCCCUGUCCCCAUGGGAGGACACGGGCACGGCAAUGUCGCGGUCCGGGCUGAGCGGGAAGACGCUAUCAGCGGAGGGGGUGUGGAACGCAUCGACAGGGCAGGCCUGCAUGAUGGCAUGCCGCGGCACGGUGGGCAGGAAGGCGUGCGACUUCAGGGUGUGUAUGUUCUUCCUGACGACGAUGUCCAUCACCCGUCUAGACACCAUGCUGGGACAGAUAAACGCCGUCGACGCCGGCGGCCAGGUGGUACACCCGCCCCUUCUGUCGUUUCGGCAGCGCAUGAGUACCCCACGUCUCUGGGGAUUCAACCCUGACGUUGUGCCGUACAAGUACAACUACACGAAGCUUGACCUGGCCGUCGAGCUGCGCCAGAGGAGUGGAUCGCCGUUCGACUUGCGCAAGAUCGUCCCACAGUCUCUGCCCCUGAGCUACCCGAAGAGAAGCCCGUCCUCCUUUUCCCUGGCUCGUAUGCUCACUCUCUUUUUCUUGACCGUUCCAGGCAUGUUCCGACAGGAAUGGAGUGAGCAGCCGGUCCUUCACUUGGAGGUCUUUUUCGUCGGGCAGCUCAUUAAUCCCUAUACGCCCUCGGACGCCUCAUCAGGCAUACAAAGAAAUGAGACUGGAUCGCAGGGGCAUCCGUUGCUCCUCAAUGUGUCAGCCGAGCUCAAACUGUUUCAGGGCAGCCGGCCUCGAAACCCAGUAAUGUCUUUGGAAGGCGUGUACAGUCAAGACGACGGCCGGAUGCACAUGGUCGGCUGCCGGGAUGUCCGUCUUCCGCGGCGAAACUCUUCGGCCACGGCCAGCAGCAGCAGAGACCUGCAACUCGAGGAAGGAAUGGACUGCUCCAUCGAGGUGAAAAUCGAGUACCCGCCAACCACAAUGCACCGGUUCAUCAUGUCGACGGCCAAGGUUCAGAUAGCGAGCACGAGGAUGGCUGCGGACUCGCUGCAUUUCGACACGCUGAAGAUCAGGGCUCUACCUGUCAAUUACCCGCAGCAGCAGCCGGGUGGGUUCUACCGAGGCGUCGUCAAUGGCGUGCUCUGCAUUGUGCUCUUGUCAGCCACCAUCUCCGCUCUGCUCACCCAGCUGCGCUACCUCAAGUCGCACGCUGACGUGGCGCCGUACAUCUCCCUUGUCAUGCUCGGCGUCCAGGCUCUCGGUUACGGCAUGCCGCUUGUCACCGGUGUCGAGGCAAUCCUGGCGAGGGUCACCUUGGGUGACGGUGCCACGGCCCCGUCUUCCGGCCGGACUCCCUACUACAUGUUCGACUGGGGACGGCUGUGCGAGUCCAUCGACCAGGCGGUGAAGAUCCUCAGCCUGUGCGCGCUCGUCCUCACGCUGCGUCUCGGACAGAAGGUGCGUCGGUCCAGGGAACACUUGGCAGCGCGGUCGCCUCUGGACCCGGCGCGCGUGCCGAGCGACGGCAAGGUCUUCGUCUACCACUGCGGCAUUCACCUUGUCCUCUUGGUGCUCAUCCUCGCGCUGAACAGGGGGGCCGUGACCGUGGAGCAGCAGGUCGCGCUGAUGCAGGACCUGUUCCUGCUCCCGCAGGUGAUGGGCAACGCGGUGUGGCGCGUCAACUGCAGGCCGCUCAAGGGGAGCUUCUACGUCGGCGUCACCGCCGUGCGCCUGCUACCACAUGUGUACGACUACGUGCGGCCCAGUGCUGCGUUUGCCGGCGCACACUACUCGGGCAUGCAGGACUUCAUGGGUGCCGCCAGCGCCAGCGGUGGACGAUUCUUUGUCAAGGCCGGCGAUGUCGUUAUACCGCUCGCCGCCGUUGCGCUCGCGCUCGUGUUGCACGCCCAGCAGCGGUGGAAUUACGCGAUUGUUAGUAGGAUGGGCAGUCCUGAGCAGAAGAAGCUGCAGCACAUCUUCUAGCACUUCCUCUAGGUGCGUGUCGGCUUCAUCCAAGCAUGGUUAAGAUGAUGUAGUGGUUUGCACGAACUGAAAACAACUCAUGCCAAGGGCAUAGUUCUGAGACUAGAUAUCGAGAAAGCAUAUGAUAAAAUUCACCGAUCUUCAUUCGAGAUGUCCUAAAAAAGAAGGGUUUCUGUGAACUCUGGAUUGAAUGGAUAUUGGUAGUUUAGACGGGCAAAGUCUAAUAUAAAUGGCGAAUAUGGAGAAUAUUUUCGCACUUAUAAAGGGUUGUGGCAAGGCAGCCCUUUAUUCCUGCUACUUCUUUUAUAGUUGCUAAUGCUUUGGGAGCUAUGACUACGGCAGCUAGAGACAGAGGUCACUUGCAAGGCUUGGUUCAACAUCUGGUGGCAGGUGGAAUCACGCAUUUACAGUACGCAGACGAACAAUGCUCUUUUCUUAGAAUUGAAUGAUCAAUCUAUGAUUACCAUGAAGUUGCUGCUGUAUUGCUAUGAGGCAAUGUCAGGUUUGAGUAUCAGAAAAGCGAAAUUUUUGUUCUUGGGGUGGGUAAAGAAGAACAAGAGCGUGUGGCUAACUUGUUCAAUUGUGAAACUCGGGUCUUCCCAAUGAAAUAUCUGGGAGUUCCAGUUUCUGACGAAAAACUGCUGACAUCCUACUUUGAUUUCUGGCCAAAUAAAAUUCAGAAGAGGUUAGGGAUGUGGUAGCUGCUGUCCUUGGGCUUUAGGAAGAUUUUGAUUGGCGUGCUACAAGAUCAAAUUGAUCACCUGUUGUUUGCUUCGUGUUCCUCUUUUUGCUUCUGCUGAUUUUUUAUUCAAGAUCG